Molecule: messenger RNA, 2007 nt
Organism: Cladophialophora immunda
Lineage: Eukaryota; Fungi; Ascomycota; Eurotiomycetes; Chaetothyriales; Herpotrichiellaceae
Exons: 8
Coding region: 121-2007 (628 amino acids)
Molecular function (GO): N,N-dimethylaniline monooxygenase activity; flavin adenine dinucleotide binding; NADP binding
Source: RefSeq, a predicted model, not a curated record
GUUCAACGUGUAGCUCAGCUAUUUUGCGUAGCCUGCUUGGUUGAGCAUAGACAAUUUUGUUUACUACCGCAAUCAUAGACCUCUGCCACAAAGAGUCCUCGUCAUCAAGUAAAACGCAAAAUGUCACCAGACGUCAGUACCCUGGGCGGGAAUCAGACUCACUCGGCGACUUAUGAGGUACCAAACGUCGUGCUGGGCAACCCGCAGAACCGGAAAGUCCGGGUUCUUAGUAUCGGUGCGGGGGUCAGUGGCAUUCUCAUGGCCUAUCGAAUUCAGAAAGACUGUCAAAAUGUUGAACAUGUCAUCUAUGACAUGAACGAAGACCUGGGAGGGACUUGGCUCGUGAACAGGUACCCAGGCUGUGCUUGUGAUGUCCCUUCGCAUGCUUAUACCUACAAUUUCGCCCUGCACCCCGAUUGGCCACGUUUCUUCUCUCAUGCACCAGACAUCUGGACCUACCUUGACAAAGUGUGUGAAGUAUGGGGCCUGCGGAAACAUAUGAUAUUCAACACCGAAGUCAUUGGUUGUUACUGGCAGGAGAAAGCCGGAGAGUGGCUGGUCAAGUUGCGACAGAAGACGGCAAGCGGAGAGUGUCGAGAAUUCGAGGAUCGCUGUGACAUUCUUCUCCAUGGCACCGGUAUUCUCAACAACUUCAAGUGGCCUGAAAUCAAAGGUAUAGAAAAGUUCAAGGGCAAACUCAUGCACACGGCGCGGUGGCCGAAAGAGUAUCAGCAGGAUGACUGGACAAAGGAUCGCGUGGCCGUCAUUGGUAGCGGUGCAUCGAGUAUACAGACUGUUCCGGCUAUGCAACCAUUCGUCAGGCAUAUGGACAUUUUCAUUCGCACCGGCGUGUGGUUCGUUUCCAUUGCCGGUAACACACAGCAGAACAAGGAAUAUUCCCAGGAAGAAAAGAACAAGUUCCGAAACGAGCCGUCCGAGAUGGUCAAGCACGUCAAAUUCAUCGAGGAUCAAGUCAACGGACUCUGGGAUUUCGUUUUCAAAGGCACAGAAGCUUCGGCUAAAUUGGCGAAAAUUUUUGGUGACAGGAUGAAGUCGAUCAUCAAGGAUGAGAGGCUAUUAAAGGGCUUCACGCCAAAAUGGUCUGUUGGAUGUCGCCGGGUCACUCCCGGUGAUCCAUACAUGAACGCUAUCCAGAAACCGAACGUCAACGUACACUUCACACCGGUCGUCGAGAUUACCGAGGACGGUGUCAUUGGAGGCGAUGGAAUCGAGCGGAAGUGCGACACCAUUGUCUGUGCUACCGGCUUCGACGUGUCUUAUCGUCCAGUCUUUCCCUUAGUCGGAAAAAGUGGCAUCGAUCUAGCUGAGAAGUGGCAAGAUCAUCCAGAAAGCUACCUUGGACUGUCAAUCCCGGAUUUUCCCAACCUUUUUACAUUUAUCGGGCCUACCUGGCCAGUUGCGAAUGGUUCCGUCAUGGGUCCUCUCUGCCUCGUCGGCGAAUAUGUGACAAAGGCCAUCAACAAGCUUCAAACCGAGAACCUGCACUCAUUUGCCCCGAAGCAGUCUGUUACCGAUGCUUAUAACGAACACGUCCAGAAGUGGAUGCAGAAGACGGUGUGGACCGAAGAGUGUCGCUCAUGGUACAAGGACCCAAAGACGGGCCGGAUCAAUGCUCUCUGGCCUGGUGCGUCCCUGCAUUACAUGGCAACAGUCCAGAACCCGAGAUGGGAGGACUACGAGAUUAUACACAAGGAUUCUAUCGAGGGUGUUGGCGCUGGGAAUAUGUGGGCGUGGCUGGGGAUGGGGACCACAAUGGGAAUGAUCUCGGGCGACGACGUGAGCCCGUACUUCAAAGUCGAGAACAUCGAUCCGGAUUGGUUGGCUGCCUCGGGGUUCCAGGGCGACUUGGAAGCUGAAAAGGAGAGAGAUAGAGAGAAUCUAACGAAUUUGCUAGAGGACCGGAGGAAUGGGGUGACAACAAGUCAGCCAGAGCAGGUCGAGGUGGGCAAAAAACAGAGUCUCCCGGCUGGCGGGGGAACUGUAUGA